UUUUUAUCUGUGUCACUGAUUAUCCAUCACUUUCUAGCAAGCUUUCACUACAGGCAGGGUUCUGCAGAAGCCUACUGCGCACCUGCUAUGUUGAGGACACGUCAUAGAGCCAAACCCACAGCAUGAGGUUUGACUUCUGAGGGUUUGCGUCAGCCCGACAGACACAGCAGUCCCAGGAGACAGUGGGGAAAGCAUCAGGAAGAAGUUGGUCAGACGAAACCAAGGUCGAGCUAUUUGGCAUCAGCUCGAGCCACCGUGUUUGGAGGAUGGGAAAAAAUGUACAGGGCCACUUUACCACUUUGAGGAGCCAAUGAAGAGAGCUGUUUACCGGAGAAGAAAAUCUCCUUACCUCGCUACAAGAACACUUAACAUGGGUUGUGAAUGGGUCUUGACAACGAGCCAAAUCGUAUUGCCAGGGCAACAAAGGAGUGGCUCAAGAAGAAGCAUAUUAAGCGUUGCAAGUGAGCUGGAGCUUAUCCCAGCUGACUGUGCGAGAGGCGAGAUGCACCCUGGACUGGUCACCAGCCAAUCGCAAGCAAUCGUGUGUGGACACAGCCAAGGUCUGCCCACCCCGACACCUCUCCCUCCCUACCUGGAUACACGUGAAGCAGCAGCAUGCAUGCGGCUGACGCCGAGGCUGCAGACAACCAGCACGGCGCAGCGGAGAGGAUGGAGAGGACGCCCGCGGCGCAGAUGCAGCGUCGGACCGACGACCAGCACCAGGGACCGUCUUCGGCAGCACACGGCGUGCUCGAUAAACUGUUUGGAAAGCGGCUUCUGCAAGCCAGACACUACAUAUUGUCUCGCAAGUCCUGGCUGAAGAUGGUUCCCACAGAAAACUGUGACAUCCUGAUGGCAUUCCCAGAUUCAAUAGAUGACCACACUCUGCUGUGGCUCCUAAAUCAAAUCCGUGUUGGAAUCCCACAAAUCAGUAUUCAAGUCCGGCAGCAUAAACAUACUCAGGCUUAUGCCUUCUUCAUCACCACGACAUUUGAAAACUUACUGCGGGGAGCGGAACAGAUGAGCAUGCACAAGGCCGUCAAGCCGCAGUUUGGCGGCGGGAUGCGACGCUUCUGCUGUGAAGAGGACAACAUCUAUGAGAACAUAGAGAGCGAGCUGUGCUUUUUUACAUCGCAGGAGCGUCAGAGCAUCAUCAAGUAUUGGCUCGACAAUCUGCGAGCCAAACACGGGGAAGCUCUUCACAACAUUCACUUUCUGGAGGGUCAACCCAUCAUUCCAGAGCUGGUGGCCCGUGGUGUGAUCCAUCAGAUGUUUCCUCUCCAUGAGCAGAGGAUCCUUAAUCAGCUGAUGACAUCAUGGGUCCAGGCUGUUUGUGAAAGGCAGCCCUUAGAUGAUAUCUGCGACUACUUCGGAGUGAAGAUUGGCAUGUACUUUGCCUGGCUUGGUUUCUACACCAACUCCAUGCUUUACCCUGCCGUCAUUGGCUUUCUCCUGUGGAUACUUGCAGAAGCUGAUCAGACCAGUCAGGAUAUAUGCUGUGUGGUAUUUGCACUCUUCAAUGUUGUGUGGGCAACCUUGUUUCUCGAGCGUUGGAAGAGGCGAGAAGCCGAGCUGGCGUACAGGUGGGGCACCCUUGACACCCCCGCAGAGUCAUUGGAGGAGCCGAGACCACAGUUCAGGGGUGUAAAACGCUGUAGUCCCAUAACAGGCUGCGAAGAAUUCUACUAUCCUCCAUGGAAGAGGGCUGUGUUCAGAUGGCUGGUCAGCCUCCCCAUCUGCCUCCUCUGUCUCUGUUUUGUCUUCCUUAUCAUGCUCCUCUGUCUGGAACUGCAGGAAGUGGUUAUGGAGAUUCAGGAGCUACCUGGCAUCGCAAGAUUUAUUCCCAAAAUCCUGCUGGCCAUUACUGUAACCAUAUGUGAUGAGGUUUAUAAGAAGAUUGCCUACUGGCUCAAUGACAUGGAAAACUAUAGACUUCAGAGUGCCUACGACAAUAACCUCAUUAUCAAGAUGGUUUUCUUUGAAUUCAUCAAUUCUUACCUAAGUCUUUUCUACAUUGGAUUCUACCUCAAGGAUAUGGAGCGACUAAAGGAGAUGCUUGCAACACUGCUGAUUUUCCGUCAGUUCCUCCAGAACAUUAAAGAGGUCCUCCAGCCUUACCUCUAUGAACAAAACAAGCUGGGUGUCUUCACCCCCAAGGUGCUGUGGGAACUCCUGCAAGCCAUCACGGUCAAGUAUGGCCGCCUGGCUCUGGGAAAGGCCCAAGCGUCAAUGACAGCCUACUCCUUCCUGGGGCUCAGGGGACUCCCAGCCAGCGACGGCACAGGCACGGACACACAGCCAAAGACGAGAGGGGAUUUGAAAGCUGGUUUCAGACUGUCGGAAGAAGAGUGGGAUAUGAAUGACAGUGCUCUGAAGCAACGAAAAGUCAGCUUUACAGAGAAGGUCGACUACCAGGAUGUCGCGGCGGAAACACAGAUGGCGGAUGACAACUUCCCUGAGGACAGCCCCACUCUAGUAGAGGACGGAAUGGAUCCAUCGAGUAUUUUUGACAGUUGUGAUGAGGACAGCGACCUUGAAUUCCUGGAGGUCAAAGAGAAUCCCACUGUGUACUUCUCAAGAGAAUCAAACGGUCUCCGACAGAGAAGAAAAACUGUGGAAGAGGCCAAAGGGGAUAAGAAGUCCUGGAUUGAUCCACCAGAAGAACCCCAAACUGUCACUCUUGCGCAGGCUGAGAUUGAAAGCUGUAUGCAGACCUAUGAGGAUACACUUCAGGACUACCAAGAGAUGUUCAUUCAGUUUGGCUACGUGGUGCUCUUCUCCUCUGCAUUCCCCCUGGCAGCCAUGUGCGCGCUCAUUAACAAUAUCAUCGAGAUCCGCAGCGAUGCCCUCAAGCUCUGCACGGGCCUGCAGAGGCCCUUUGGCCAGAGGGUGGAGAACAUUGGGCAGUGGCAGACUGCAAUGGAGGCCAUGGGCUUGAUAGCCAUUAUGGUUAACUGUUACCUUAUUGGUCAGUGUGGUCAACUGCAGCGCCUUUUCCCCUGGUUGAGUCCUGAGAUGACCGUCGUCUCCAUUGUUUUGCUGGAGCACUUUGCCAUCCUCCUAAAGUACAUCAUCCAUGUUGCCAUCCCUGAUAUCCCCGGUUGGGUAGCAGAAGAGAUGGCCAAGCUAGAAUAUCGACGAAGGGAAGCUUUCAAGAGGCAUGAGCUACAGGUGCAGCAACAUUUCCAGCAGCAGCUUAGACGUCGCCGCGAGGAGGAGGGACUUCAGCGUCAGGCCGAGGCGCGUCAGGAGAGCGAGUGCCACAAGUCGGACGCUACUCACCAGCACCACCAGGAGAAGGCUGCAGGUGGCAAGCCCAAAAGACCCAGCUCUCUGCUCGGGAACAACAACGUGAUGAAGCUGAAGCAGAUCAUCCCACUUCAGGGUAAGUUCUCCUCCGGCAGCUCCCGCUCCCCAGCUCAGUCACCCACCGGGGGAGAGGCCAAGCUGCCAGGAUUUCUCAAGUUUUUGAAGUCAACAGAGUUGAAAAAAGAGCCAGCAACAGCUGCCGGUUCACCCGGAUCAACGGGGAGCUGUUCGACCACCCCUAGUGGCCUGGAGCGAAAUCAAUCUCCCAACAGGACAUUCAGUCCGGGUAAGCUCUUCAGUUUCAGCAAGACGGAGGGAACUGUGGUGUGUGCUAACGGGACACAGCCUCCCAGCCAGACGGAGAGUUGUCAUGCCAACAGGGCUGAACCCAACUUAACUCAUGAGGAGUUAACAUCAAAUGAGUCUGAUAAAGGAGAUGGUGAUUUAGAAAGCUCAGGCUUGAAGAAUUAAUACACAUUUCCAGUGUCAAAACAAAAAAGAUGCACUAUUUGCAAUGGUAAUGAGCGGGUUAAACCCUGACAGACACCCGCACAGUGGUGAAACGUGAAGUCUGGCAUAUGGAAAGCCAUUUGAGCAUUUAUUCCAUAUCCUUGAUAUCCAGGUUAAGGUCUAUGUACAGUGAACACAGAAUAUUCGCAGUUAAUCAUUCACAGAUUUGCCCACUCACUGAUUUUGGGGGGGAACCUAUACUAUGUUGUUUCCUAUAAAACUCCAUCUAUCCAUCCAUUUUCAAAACCGCUUAUCCUGGUUAGGGUCGCGGGACGCUGGAGCCUAUCCCAGCUGACUUCGGGCGAAAGGCGGACUACACCCUGAACUGGUCGCCAGUCAGUCGCAGGGCACAUACAGACACGGACAACCAUUCGCACUCACAUUCACACCGUCACUGAGUGGGAACUGAACCCACGCUGCCUGCACCAAAGUCAGGCAAGUGUACCACUACACCAUCAGUGACUUGCUAUAAAACUCACCAAUUCAUUUUUUUGUUGUUGUUUCUCAGGCCAAAACCAUGUUUAAUAUAAAAAUAUCGCUUUGGCGUCAUUUUGUAGCAUAUUGGGGCCAAGGAAUUAUGUUGAUGUGUGUUGAAGAGCUUCAUUUAGUCAAGGCUAUAUAUAGCCUUGUCUAAUAGAAAGAAAAGUGCUUUGACACCAUCUUGUGGCUUCCAUCGGCAAUUACAAAUCGUUUUGGGUGGGUGUUGAUUACUUGCGGAUUUUCAGUAUUCGUGGCAGGGCUUAAUGAUGAUUUUAUUAACUAAGGGGAAAAAAAUCCAAACAUAUCUGGAGCUAUGUGAAAAAGUAAUUGCCACCUGAACCUACCAUGGCAGCGAUAAAUGAAAUCUUAAGUUUAAUACCAGAUGUAACACAUGUAGCACACCUUCCAACUACUGCCCUAUAUUGUCUUUGUGAGGACAAAGAGCGUACUAGCACAUGUCAUGGACUUUUAAUUGGAUAUCAAGGAUAUGCAAUAAACACUCAAACGGCUUUCCAUACUGGCAGACCACAUGGAAGGUCAACAGUUAAAUGCACCUUACUUUGCACAAAGCAUCCAACUAUGUAACAGUUCUCACAGCUUCCAUGUAAAUACAUGUACAGUACAGUGAAUGUGACUGAGUGAAUCCUUUUCUCUUGAGAUUUAACUAUUGCAUGGCUCUGUCCCAUUCCAGGUUUGGAAUUCCUUUUCAAGCCUGCAUUGAAUGCAUAUUGUGCACGAGACACCUGUUCAUGAUGUGUUAUUUAGCACUUUAAAAAGCCAUUGUAUUCUUCUGCAAUAGCCUACAUUCUAGUCAC
This is a messenger RNA of Phycodurus eques (leafy seadragon), 5114 nucleotides long. Its product is annotated as anoctamin-8-like. Gene Ontology annotation, molecular function: chloride channel activity. Gene Ontology annotation, cellular component: plasma membrane. The record is from RefSeq and is a predicted model, not a curated record. Gene Ontology annotation, biological process: chloride transmembrane transport. Lineage: Eukaryota; Metazoa; Chordata; Actinopteri; Syngnathiformes; Syngnathidae. The coding region runs from base 616 to 3780 and encodes 1054 amino acids. The transcript has 22 exons.